UCGGCAGUCGCAGGCACAAGGUCACGGCUGCCUUCUAGAUCCGAGGUGAGCCGGUCAAAGCCGAGCCGAGCCGAAGACAGCGUCCUGUCACAAAGCAUGUACUAGAAGCGGUGAUUGAACUCUGCGGUGAAUUUGAAAUAUCGAUACCCGCACAGCUAAACUUGUGUUACUCCGAGAUGGCCAGAGGAAGCCGCAGCCGUUCUUCAGCUCCAGCAAGCCCAGCUCCAUCCCAUGCUCCAGCUCCCACUCACCCACCUCCUGCUGCCCUGGCCCCAGCUCCAGCUCAGUCCCAGGGGCCAGGCCUCAUGGCCCAGAUGGCUACCACAGCUGCUGGGGUGGCAGUAGGCUCGGCUGUUGGCCACGUGGUUGGCAGUGCCCUUACAGGAGCGUUCAGUGGGGGCAGCAGCAGCAGUUCAGAGCCUGCCAAACCUACAUACCAGGAGACCCCCCGGCCUGCUCCAGGACAGCCAGGCCCUUGUCACUUUGAGGUAAAACAGUUCCUGGACUGUGCCACCAAUCAGAAUGACCUGAGUUUAUGUGAGGGCUUCAAUGAGGCACUCAAACAGUGCAAGGUCUCCCAUGGUGUGACAUCACUGGUGUGAAGAGUGAGCAUCAUAGACACACACUCAUAUGGUUUAAUGACUCUGUACCUCAGGCAGGGAGCAUUCUGGGUUUGUUUGUUUUGUAUGAUGACUGUGAAAUGUACAAGAUGUUUUUGGUAAUACGUACAGUGAACUUUAAUAAAUAGCUGCUAAUUUCAAA
Scomber japonicus (chub mackerel) is the source of this 762-nucleotide messenger RNA. RefSeq names its product coiled-coil-helix-coiled-coil-helix domain containing 10 (gene chchd10). The record is from RefSeq and is a predicted model, not a curated record. Lineage: Eukaryota; Metazoa; Chordata; Actinopteri; Scombriformes; Scombridae. The transcript has 4 exons. Gene Ontology annotation, cellular component: mitochondrion; nucleus. Gene Ontology annotation, biological process: mitochondrion organization. Bases 177 to 602 code for a protein of 141 amino acids.